Manis pentadactyla (Chinese pangolin) is the source of this 1858-nucleotide messenger RNA. RefSeq lists its product as uncharacterized. Bases 14 to 520 code for a protein of 168 amino acids. The transcript is spliced from 5 exons. NCBI's taxonomy places the organism in Eukaryota, Metazoa, Chordata, Mammalia, Pholidota, Manidae. The record is from RefSeq and is a predicted model, not a curated record.
CUCAGAUUUAGACAUGGCUCAAGAGCCCAUGCCCAGCCCUGCCCGGUCAGGCCAGAAGAGGCAGCAGGGCACAGCCACCUCCUGGGUGUAUGAAAGCCAGAGGAUCCCUCCACUCAUCAGCCGUGUACCUGUCAAGAUCCGGAGGACCCACAUGGGCAUAGGGGCCAAGAGCAGCUUUGGUCGCCACAAGACCCCCAGGAAUAGCCACCUGCCUCCCCCUGAGCAGAUAAAGCUCCAGACUGAGGAGCUGCACGCCAUCGUGGCGGAGCUGAGCCAGAUCAAGGCCCAGGUGGACCACCUACUGGACAGUCUGGAGCUCCUGGACCAGCAGAAGGACCAGCUUCCAGGGACCGAGGACAUCGAAGAGAGCAGGCAUCCUGGGAGUAAGGAUUCCUCAUGCAGAACCCCUGAACCCCAGCACAAGCCCAGGGGCCAGAGGGAGGCAGACAGCUCCAGGGAGAGUGCAGACCCAGAGGAGGCAGUGAAGAACCAUGCGUCAGGCCAGGAGGGCUGUCAAUAGAAGGUUGGAACCCCUCCAAGCACAUCGGCUCCAGGCACCUUCCCAGGUGGCUCCCUUCCUUGCCUUGCGUGGUUUUUCAAAGGCCCUCACCCCCCACGGGAGGCACCUGUUCUGGAGUGAGAGCAAUGGAAGUGGAGGCACGGCUCAACCAGACUAGCCGGGAAGCCUCCCCGGGGGCAGCUUUAGCUUUGGGGUCAGUGUUCCCAGCUUGGUCCAGGGGCAGGAGGGAGGCAGCCGGCAGCUGCUGCACUCCAGCUGACCCUCCUCAUGAAGCUGAGGUGCAGCCUCGCUGGGGGCCGUUGGGACGGUCUUCCUGGGAGCACAUCGGCACCGUACUGCGGGUACUGCUUCAACUGCUCUUCUCCCCUCCCAAGUGAGACCCUGCCAGUCCGCUGGACGUGGAGCAUACUGCAGCAGCCCGCCUAGUAUUCUCCAGCCAAAGUGGUGCACAGGAAAUAUACUUGUGUUCCUACAACCCCCCUCAAGGUGUGAAACUGAGCUCUAAGGCCCUCGGCGUGUGUCCCACAGAACCCUUUUCAGUUCUAGACUCCCUAUCCACCCUACAAAGGCAAACUUCAGAAUUGGGGCUUCAUUCUUAAUAUUGUUUCUGUGAUGCUAUGCAUGUCAGAGGGGAAAAAUAAAAUUUGUAUUUCUCUUUCCUGGCCAGGGUUCUUGGUAUGGUGUCCCAGCCUCACUCUGGUCCUUGGGCUGCCUAGGCCAGCUCGUCCUAGAGAAGCUGAGCAGGUCCCUGAGACACACAGGUUCUGAAGCUCAUAUGAGGCUGCAGCAGAGGGGACCAGGCUGCUCAGCCUUCCUCCUGUCUAGACCUGAGCGCAAAGCUGUGGGCUCAGAAGCCACACAGGGAAGAUCCUACCCUCGUGGUCCAUCAGCCAGGCCAGUUCUGCCCUCUGGCACUGCCAGGCUGCUCUGGUUUCCCAACAGCGAGAAGCUCUCACUCCUGGCAGUUCAGUUCAUCUGCCCUCUCUCCGGAGCCAAGACUGGACAAUGGGCACCAGAUAAAGAAGUUGGCCUGGUCCCUCACUUAGCAGCAGUGGAGGUCGUCUCUGGCUGUGCUGCUCUGCACAUGGCCAAGGAAGGGUGAGAUCUGCCUUCCACCCAGAGCCAACCCUUUCCAGUUACCCAACCCGGAGCUGUGGUCUUGCCCAGCACCAAACCAGAGACUAGACGGUGCGCCCAGAGUGCUUCUGGGACCACACAACUCUCCCCAUUCUUGUCACACCCCAGCAGCCAUCUGAGUAGCAGCUCCUCCUCUUGCAAAGCACAGUUCCCUGCAUCAACCCCUGCAGCUCCUUCAGAUUCAGCCUGUCUCUUCUGCUC